AUGGUACCAGAAGAUGAAGGUGGUGUAGUCAGUAUUAAUUUGCAAGAAACAACAUGUGAAGUAGCUGAUUGCAAAGCUCUGCAGCUAUCUGUUAGUGAAGAAAUUCAGGGAGAGGUUGCAAAACUGCCGUCUCCAUUCGUUUCCCUCGAUCAAGAAGUAAGUGAUAUUAAUAAAGAACGAGGAAGUCCUAGCCAAAAUGAAAUCACGGUCAACACCGGAGGGCAGGCGCCAACAACAGAAACUGCGAAGGUGUCUGCUGCUGCUCCAGAUGAGCUGCGAAAGCAGGCGGGGGUUGAGAGUGCGAGAGACAGGCGUGCGCUGCGAGUGACGUCAGAGCGCCGUGCCGAGCCCGUUUCCACGGCAACGCGAGCCGGCGGGCGUCAGCAGCGCCGCGCGCGGGCGUCGGCGGAAGCUCGGGGGUGGCAGGCGGCGGCGCCCGGACGCUCGGCGCGGCGCGGCGCGGCUGGGGUAGGGUGCGCUCGGCGCUGGCGGCGGCAGUGUGCGGGCAGCCCCCUGCCGGUGAGCCACGGCGCGGUCAGCGUGGAGAGCAGCGGAGGCGGCAGCGGCCGCGGCCCAGAAGUGCCCGUGUCUGCCCCCUCCACCUCGUGCUGCGGCCCUCUCCCCCAGCGACCGGCUCGCUCCUCCAGCGCCCUGCCCGCGGGCAGACCUGUUGCCACGGUGCGGAGGACCCGCCAGCGCAAGACGCCGCAGCUGCGCCGGUCGCUGACCGCACACUCUAUAUCCGUGCCUGACCCGGAGAUUACGGGGCGCUGCAUGCUGCACAGUCGCUCUGCCGGCCUCAUCCUGCAGGUGCUGCUAUCUGGCGGCACGUGCCGCCACACGUUCGCACCGCCGAGGAAGCGCGGCUCCGUUAAGACGGGCCACGACCGCCUGCUAGCGUGCAGAGACGGAGUGACGAUGAUCGGCGCGAUGCCCGCGGUGGCGGUGCGCCACGAACGGCGCAAGCAGGAGAAGCGCGCCGGCGGGGGCGGCGGGGGCGGGCGCCGGCCCAGCCAGCUGCAGCUGCAGCUCGCCGCCCUCAAGGGCCGCGGCUCGCCGCCGUCGCGCGCCACCUCGCCCUCGCCCUCGCCGCAGAGUCCGCCCAGCGUGCGGCAGCUCGACGACCCCUUCUCCAGGGAGAUCUACGUCUGCGGCAAGGUAUCUAUUCUCCACUUGUUGGUGGUGUCCCUGCUGCUGGGUACAGUUUUGCUGAUAGUUGGACUAGUCCAGCUGAAACCAGGAGCAGAUGCCUCUGACCAUCGAUAUGCUCUGCUUGGUGCAGGAGGAGCUCUAGUGGUGAUUGGGGCCAUACUAACAUCAGUGCGCUGUCGACUGUUACCGUGCUAUGAGGCCACUUCUGCUUCACAUGAGUGUAUACAGAGACAACAUUCACAGUUAGAGACACAGCAACAAGAACAAGAAUCUCAGCUUCCAGAACAGAAUGAAAAUAAUGAGACACCAGCUGUGGAAGACAAUUCAGUUGUUGUGGAGCAACACCUCAGUAUGAGUGGAGGUUCUCAUGGCGCCUUCCUCUCAUCUCCCUCUGAGCAUGAUGCACUGCUUAUUCCCACUUCAUCUUCUCAAAACACCGUUCAUGCCGUAUCUCACACUCCUUCUAAUUGCAACUGUGAUCCUGAAAAAGCUUGCACUACAGUUAGUAACUCUUAAGGGGUGUCAUUGUUCCGUAAUACUCAGAGCCUGGUCUCUACAGCUGGCAUAUGUGAUUCUGAGAUUUGGAAGUGAAAGAUACAGUAUGGGAAAAAAAUUAAAUGCUUCUCUGUGUAGCAUAACCUACAGUGUUCCACUGAAUCCUGACCAUCAGUAAGCUAACUUCUACUUUUUCUGAGUAGAAUUUAGCUCAGAUACAGCAGCACUUUACAAACAAACUUUAAAAAUAUUUUUAGGGAUUGAAAUUGUAAAAGGCUGUCCACAAUCAUUGCAGAUUGUCUCACUGUCCAUACUUCAUGUGAAUACCAGUACUGAUUAUUUAUCAGUAUUAGCACUAGCAGUAACUUUCAUUAAUGGAUAAUUUCAUAUUAUAAUGCUACACCAGAGUUU
Molecule: messenger RNA, 2058 nt
Organism: Schistocerca gregaria
Lineage: Eukaryota; Metazoa; Arthropoda; Insecta; Orthoptera; Acrididae
Exons: 7
Coding region: 1-1668 (555 amino acids)
Source: RefSeq, a predicted model, not a curated record